Microcebus murinus (gray mouse lemur) is the source of this 1745-nucleotide messenger RNA. The record is from RefSeq and is a predicted model, not a curated record. Lineage: Eukaryota; Metazoa; Chordata; Mammalia; Primates; Cheirogaleidae.
GCCCCGGCGCGCGUAGUGUGUGAGUGCGCAGCCUGCCCGGGAGGUCGACCCUGCACGGGUUUACCGGCCGAGGGAGGAGAGGCGACCUUCGAGUCACGUUAGACAAUCUGAGAAAGAAUUUUCAGGCGAAGAAGAUGGCAAGUACUGGAAGGGAAGCAAAAACAUCGAUAGGCUGAAACUGUUGAAGGAAUUGUGAUGGUUGCUGAGGCAGGAAAAUGGAGAGAGAAAUGUGGUGAUAGCUGGAUCUGCAAGUCUGUCCUUUCUGAAGGCCAUCAGCGCACCGUACGGAAGGUGGCCUGGUCUCCCUGUGGUAAUUACCUGGCUUCUGCUAGCUUUGAUGCUACCACUUGUAUUUGGAAGAAGAACCAGGAUGACUUUGAGUGUGUAACCACUCUUGAGGGCCAUGAAAAUGAGGUCAAGUCAGUGGCUUGGGCCCCAUCUGGCAACCUCUUGGCCACCUGCAGCCGAGAUAAGAGUGUGUGGGUCUGGGAAGUUGAUGAAGAGGAUGAGUAUGAAUGUGUCAGUGUCCUCAACUCCCAUACACAGGAUGUCAAGCAUGUGGUUUGGCACCCAAGCCAGGAGCUAUUAGCCUCUGCCAGCUAUGAUGACACAGUGAAGCUGUACCGAGAGGAAGAGGAUGAUUGGGUAUGCUGUGCUACUCUUGAGGGCCAUGAAUCCACUGUGUGGAGCUUGGCCUUUGACCCCAGUGGCCAGCGCCUGGCGUCUUGCAGUGAUGACCGGACUGUGCGCAUCUGGCGCCAGUAUCUACCAGGCAAUGAACAAGGGGUGGCAUGCAGCAGCUCUGACCCAAGCUGGAAAUGCAUCUGCACUUUGUCAGGCUUCCACUCCAGGACCAUUUAUGAUGUUGCUUGGUGUCAGCUGACAGGGGCCCUGGCUACAGCUUGUGGGGAUGACGCCAUCCGAGUGUUUGAGGAGGAUCCCGGCUCAGAUCCACAGCAGCCCACUUUCUCCCUGACAGCCCACUUGCGUCAGGCUCAUUCCCAGGAUGUCAAUUGUGUGGCCUGGAACCCCAAGGAGCAGGGGCUCCUGGCCUCCUGCAGUGAUGAUGGGGAAGUGGCCUUCUGGAAGUAUCAGCGGCCUGAAGGCCUCUGAGCUAUCUUGACUUUGGACAGAGUAAUGGUUCCUCAGAAAAUGUUGUAAGACUUCCCCAGGCCUUGAGAGUACCUGGAGGAGCAUCCUUGACCUUCUAUUUGACUGGCUUCUAUUCUGACUUGGGUAGAGAUGUGGACCACAGAACUUUCCCCUCCUUAGACCCAAGGGCCUUAGUAAAGGGCUAUAGAACAUCAGUAUAUUGUUACUGUGCCACAGAUUUUGCUUUAGGUCACAGUGUUAAAUUUGGGAGGAGGGAUGAAUAUACUAUUUGUAAUCACUGUAUAUAAAAUGGGGCAUAUGUGUCUCAGAUCUUUCUGAAGUUGUAAGCUUUAUAAAAAUAAUCCACCUGAGUCUCAAGUCCUAUUUUAUAAGGCAUUCACAAUUUAAAGUAUUUCCAUGGUGAAUUUUUAUCUGAAAUAGGUCCUACCUUCCCAAUUUCUGGGUAAGUUCCUGCAUUUAAAAUACCCAAUCAAUAUUGAAGGAAAUUUUUUUCUUAAUGUCGGUUUGUUGAGAGUGAGACACCUCUACUUUCUCUUAGAAACCCUCACGUACCUCCUUGUGCCAUUAUGCUGUGAUGGCAGCUGGGAAUACAAAAAAAAAAAUGGGCAAAUCCUAAAGGGAGUUAGUACUGG